Messenger RNA from Fundulus heteroclitus (mummichog), 1665 nucleotides. It is a transcript of the gene hoxb1b, whose product is annotated as homeobox B1b. Gene Ontology annotation, molecular function: DNA-binding transcription factor activity, RNA polymerase II-specific; RNA polymerase II cis-regulatory region sequence-specific DNA binding. The transcript has 2 exons. The record is from RefSeq and is a predicted model, not a curated record. The coding region runs from base 533 to 1366 and encodes 277 amino acids. NCBI's taxonomy places the organism in Eukaryota, Metazoa, Chordata, Actinopteri, Cyprinodontiformes, Fundulidae. Gene Ontology annotation, biological process: regulation of transcription by RNA polymerase II. Gene Ontology annotation, cellular component: nucleus.
UUUUUAUCAUUUUUAUUAUUAUUAUUGUACUAUUCAUCUCCGGAUUUGAUUUUGUUGUUAUUUUUAGAAGUAGUAGUAGCUACUGCUGUACUGCUUAUAUUUAUUAUUACUUUACAUAUAUAUUUUUUACUCAUGUAGAGGUAGUAUAAUUAUAAUAGAUGAUAUUAUUAUUAUUAUUUCCCUGUUUUAUUGAUGCUCGUUGGGAGCGCGUCCUAGGCGCGCAUGUGCCCUGAUGUUUGCGUCCUUAUCAGAUAGAUGAGCCACUUUGAUUGAAGCGUUUGUCAUGUAAAUGCGGCCCUUUGAUGGACGAGCCGGCAGACUUGACAGAGUGCCUUGGCUCUCUGGCCAUUGGCGUUUGGCUGGUCACGUGGUGUUGUCAGGAAGGUGAUAUGAGAGUGGAAGGCAGUUUUUUUUAGUUUUUUUUUUUUUUUUUAACAGCUUUGACAUACUACCUAAGGUCAGGGCACAGGGAGCGACCAUUAAUGACUGUUCACUCCUGAUCAGGUUUAAAACAAAUACGGGCCCAGGUUCUAUGAUGAACUCCUACGUAGACUACCCGAUGUGCAGCCGGGGAGCGAAUAUUUUCAGCGCAAAAGCCGGAUACUCCAACUUAAGCCACGGGUACUCGUCGUCCAACCCUUGCGCAACAAGUGAGGGUUACGCACCGGAUGGGUGUCUGGUGCCCCACCAGGCUCCAAGCGUCCCUCUGCACCACCAGCCGCACGUCAACAUGGAUCUGCAGUUUUCCGCAGCAGGAAACCCCAUGUACGGGUCAACUGUGGAGUACGGACACCACCAGUACGGCCUCGCCCCCGACCAGGACCGGAGCUUCCUGCACGCACAGGUCUCUGCGCUCGGGACGAGCGUGGCUCCUUACCCGGGGGACGGCUGCGGCCCCGGCCAGUAUGUGCAGUAUCCGGAUCAGAGGCAGCAGGAGUAUUCAGAGAGCCUUUAUAGGAGGUUACCCCCGCAGUGUAAGGAGAAGGACCAGGAGCAUGUGGAGGAGACUUCUAAAACUUUCGACUGGAUGAAAGUGAAAAGAAACCCCCCUAAAACAGCUGUUCUGUCGGAGUUCGGGGUUUCGGGCCAGCCCAAUGCGAUCCGCACCAACUUCACCACCAAGCAGCUGACGGAGCUGGAGAAGGAGUUCCACUUCAACAAGUACCUGACGCGGGCGCGGCGGGUGGAGGUGGCGGCCAGCCUGGAGCUCAACGAGACGCAGGUGAAGAUCUGGUUCCAGAACCGCAGGAUGAAGCAGAAGAAGCGGGAGAAGCUCGGCUGCGUCCUGGUCAGCAGCAGCAGCAGCAGCCCGCCGGAGAAACUCUCUGAAACCUCCACCCCGAACGCUACAGGGGAAAAACUGUGAACUAUGACGGGACUUCUAAGAAGCCGUUUUCCACACUAGGUUUUUACCAGGAAAAACAAAUGCAAGAAGAGCUUGAGGACUUGUGAAUCUUACAGGGUAUGACUGGGUGCUUCCUAAGACAUAUUUUCAGCGAUUUUUAUUUUUUAUUUUUUACUUCUCCAUCAUGACUCCAAGCUGUGUUUUGUGUUGGAGCACUGAUCUCCCAGGUGUCACUGUUUGCACUAUUUAUUUACAGGGUAUUUUUCAACACGUGUAUAGACUGAUUUAGCUUAAUAAAGACAAUGAGAUGUGAAAGAGAA